Messenger RNA from Pyrus x bretschneideri (Chinese white pear), 2265 nucleotides. RefSeq names its product pentatricopeptide repeat-containing protein At1g79080, chloroplastic-like. Gene Ontology annotation, molecular function: protein binding. Lineage: Eukaryota; Viridiplantae; Streptophyta; Magnoliopsida; Rosales; Rosaceae. The record is from RefSeq and is a predicted model, not a curated record.
CACUGAUAACGAACAAGAGAGAGCGUGCCUGACAAGCUGGUCAAAAAGCGUGUGGAUGUGAAGUCACCCCCUUAACUUAUUUGGAUAACAAAGUGACGGGACGGGAAUGGACAGCGGAAGAAACGGAGCAAUGUGAAACAUAAGCAAUUUUUCAAUCUUUGUAGCAUAUUUAGCUCUGUCAAUGGCGGUUCUUGUAAAUUCAGUGUCUCCAAUUGGACACCCAUCGCCAGAAGCCACCAGAAAGACUUGUGGAUUCUUCUCCCACAUCAGGAAUCUCCAACCCCUUUCACUUAGCAAGGGCUUUUCCAGAGUUUUAGCGACUACCCAGAUCACGAUUUCUCCGAAAGAGACGGUUUUCACCUUGCCCAACUGGAGGCAUGCCAAGAAUGACAGAAGAAGUAGGGAGCUCAGACUCAUUGAUGCCUUUCUGCACUUGGAGUCUAUGGUGGGGAAGGGCCAGAAGCCUGAUGUGGCUCAGGCAACUCAGCUCUUGUAUGACCUCUGCAAGGCGAAUAAGAUGCGAAAGGCGGUCAGAGUCAUCGAAAUGAUGGUUGUUUCCGGCAUUAUACCUGAUGCAGCUUCUUAUACUUUCUUGGUGAAUUACUUGUGUAAAAGAGGGAACAUUGGGUAUGCAAUGCAGCUGGUAGAGAAGAUGGAGGAGUAUGGAUAUCCGACGAAUACUGUGACCUACAAUUCGCUCGUUAGAGGGCUUUGCGUGCGCGGAAACUUGAAUCAGAGCUUGCAGCUUUUGGAUAGACUGAUACAGAAGGGGUUGGUUCCGAAUGUUUAUACGUACUCUUUCUUGCUGGAAGCUGCUUAUAAGGAAAGAGGUGUCAAUGAAGCCAUGAAGCUCCUGCAGGAGAUAAUUGCUAAAGGUGGAAAGCCUAAUUUGGUAAGUUACAAUGUCUUGUUAACUGGCUUGUGUAAGGAAGGUAGGACUGAUGAGGCGUUGCGGUUCUUUAGGAGUUUGCCUUCAAUGGGGUUCGAUCCAAAUGUUGUGAGCUAUAACAUCGUGUUGAGGAGCUUGUGUUACGAGGGAAGGUGGGAAGAGGCGAAUGUGCUUCUGUCUGAGAUGGAAGGCGAGGACCGGGCUCCUUCCAUAGUUACGUAUAACAUCUUAAUCGGUUCACUUGCACUUCAUGGUAGAACUGAGCAUGCUGUUGGAGUUUUGGACGAAAUGCUGAGAGGUCGUUUCAAACCUACCGCUGCCAGCUACAAUCCGAUCAUUGCUCGUCUCUGCAAAGAGGGGAAUGUAGAUGGUGCGGUGAAGUGUCUAGACCAAAUGAUUCAUCGGCGGUGCAAUCCUAAUGAGGGAACAUUCAAUGCCAUUGCUGUGCUCUGUGAGAGAGGUUUGGUGCCAGAGGCAUUCUCUAUCAUUCAAAGCCUCUGUAAUAAACAAAAGUUCUCCAGUUUCGAGUUCUACAACAACGUAAUCUCCAGUUUGUGUCGCAAAGGAAACACGUUUCCAGCGUUUCAGAUAUUGUACGAAAUGACCAAGCAUGGUUUCACUCCGGAUUCUUAUACGUAUUCAUCUCUGAUCAGAGGGUUGUGUUUGGAGGGUAUGCUUGAUGAGGCGAUGGAGAUUUUCAAGGUAAUGGAAGAAAACAACGUUAGGCCUGAUACUGACAAUUUCAAUGCUCUUAUACUCGGUUUUUGCAAAUCGCGAAGAACAGACUUGUCCUUCCAGGUUUUUGAGAUGAUGAUCGAGAAGGGGCGUAUGCCUAAUGAGAUGACCUACACUAUUCUGGUGGAAGGAAUUGCGCACGAAGGAGAACUAGAACUGGCAGCCAGAGUCUUAAAAGAGUUGCACCUGCGACAUGUUAUGAGUUCGAAUACAGUGGAAAGAUUGAUCAUGCAGUAUGAUUUUGAGGAUUUACCGAGUUAGAAACUCGAAGGAAAACGAAAAGGAAACACUGUUAAAGGAGAGGAGCAAGAAGUUUGGGAAACUCAGAGGGCGGUUUGAAUCUUUUGUUGUGAAUAUCCAUCGAUACAGGAUUUGGAAAUGGGCGUAGAACGAGUUCAGACAAGAAGUUUUUGCCCUACGCCCUACACUCUGUAUCCUCAUUUGCUAGAAGCUAAUUAUUUUAUGAAGGGCUGUAACUCCGGUUUCCUUUUGUAAAUUGAGUCUAACUGUUCCUCUGAGAUCUGUUUCAAACCACAUGCAUGAUUCUGUUUUUUUUUCUGAAAGAGCAUUGCUCUGAAGAUUGUGUAUCGGGUUUUCUCGUGUUGAAACUCAGCGCAGAGGCAAAUAUAUUUAUCGUCAAA